CAACAUAACAUGUCUUAAAACCCUCGCAUUAAAUAUUCUUAAAAAUGGCUCUUCUGAAACUAUUGCAAGCGGUGUUAAAGUUCCUGAACUAGAUCCGUGUUCUAUAUGCAAUAAAGAAAUUUUUUUGCACAUAUUUAAAAAGUCAUUCACUGUAUUAACAUGUGGUUAUACUGUGCACUGUCUUUGUCUUGAGAACCUUAGAGAAACUAUGUUUACAUAUCCUAUCAAUAAUUGUAGUGCAGAAAUCAAAAUCAUUGAAAAGUCACCACUAAUGCGGGCUCCAUCACAAAGAAGUAUGAGCAUAGAUGAAGGAUCACAAGAUCCAUUAAUAUUUGGUAAAAAUUCUUUAGUGAAUCUAGAUACAAUCAUAGAAGAGAACUCUGAAAAUAAUUUACAAAACAAAGUACCUGGCAUACCUGACUUCACUACAA
This is a messenger RNA of Dentiscutata erythropus, 431 nucleotides long. Lineage: Eukaryota; Fungi; Glomeromycota; Glomeromycetes; Diversisporales; Gigasporaceae. The record is from the annotation of a GenBank genome assembly.